Molecule: messenger RNA, 873 nt
Organism: Rhizophagus irregularis DAOM 181602=DAOM 197198
Lineage: Eukaryota; Fungi; Glomeromycota; Glomeromycetes; Glomerales; Glomeraceae
Source: RefSeq, a predicted model, not a curated record
AAAAUUUCUGCGUAAUAAUUUUUUUUUAAAAAAUAAUCCCCUUUAUUAAAUUUUAUUACAUUAAUAUAAAAAUGUCUAUGGAUAAGAGCCGAAUACCAAACGAAGAAGCUUUAGACUUCGUUUCUAAGUUUAACAAAAUUUAUUUUCAAACUUUUACACACCACUUAAGUUCUUUUGUUACAGACGGUUUUCUCAAGGACUUAUUUGAAAAAAACCCCUCAGUACCUAAAGAUAAAGCCCAGAUACUGAUAGAGAGGUUUGGCGAGACAGCCAACCCUGCGAACUUCUCUUCACAAGCUCAAGCUACGAAUAUACAACCCACCACCCUUUCGCUAAUAUUUUCUAUAGCACUAUAUGCUGCGUCCAAGUCUUGGGAUAAUUUUUCUACCCAAUUCUAUCUCAAUUUUGGCGAUACGGGUAUUGAUGAUGAUGACGACGAUGAUGGAUCUCAGCAUACUGAUGAUUAUCUGAUGGAUGAGUCAUAUCAGCUUAAGCCCGAUGUAGAUGAACUUUUACGCCAAGGAUUUCAAAUGCCACCAAAUCCAGUACCUAUCAAGCUUCCAUCAAUGCCUGAUAUAGUAAUGCCCCCUGUUGAUCAAACUGUGAUACCCGAAAAUUCCUGGAAGAAAGAUAAACAAAAGGACCUACAAAAAAAAGUUUGAAGUUAUUCUUCGAAACUUAUCCAAGAAGUACAACCUAACAAUAAAAAGAUAAAAAAAGUAUUAAUAAAAAAUUAAUUUAAAAAAAAAUUUUAAAAAAAGUUUUGAAGUAAAACUUCGAAACUUACCAAUCCAUUCCGUUAAGAUUUGUAUAUACUUACAAAUCUUGAUCUUCUUGUUUCAUUUUUCAGAAAUUCACCCGAAACCUAAAAAA